AAACGGCUCUUGACUUCUUUAUCCAUACCUGUGUAUGCAGGUAUAUACAUAAGUAGGUAGGUACUACGUACAUAAUCCAUACUAUCAUGGCUCAAAUAUAUGCGUGUACGUAAUAUACGGAGCCGAUUGAAGGUCAAGAUAUAAGCAGAUCACGAUGCAAUGCCACAUUUCGUCACGGGUUGAAGCCACUGAAAGACUUUGCGAGCCCCCUAGCAUAGCCCUAUCUAGUAACUCGAAGUGGUGGGCGACUUCUCUCGAGUUGAUUGGCUUUCAGAAGAACCCUUUGGGGGCCGGAUCCACUCGAUUAUUGUUCAACCAUAGCGAUUCUGUCGAGUCAUAAGCGGCAAAAUGAGGCGCAAUGCAUGAGAAAUGGAAUAAGUUCGUGGUUGGUCGAGGACUCCCGUCAUGCCCCAGGGAGCGCCUCAUGGCAAUGUGCAUUACAAGAAUGGAUACCUACCUAGGUAGAUAUAUAACUUACCUAGGUGCUGUCAUGGCCUUAGGGACCUGGAGACUUGGGUACCUAGGUAGUCAUAACCACUGUUGAGUGCCGUCAACUCAUUGCUCAAGUAGCUACCUGGUUAGUCAACAGUGACAGAAGCGGAUCGACCAUGACGCCAAAGCCGUACUUUAUCCUCUCUGAGGUGGCGACUCAGGACAAGAUCAACUCUCUUUUAGGCCGAGCCGUACCGUUCACAUCAGCCAAACCUGGAGAUGUGGAGAACCCCUUAAAGCGCCCAGCAGAGGGUCGUAUUUACCCAAUACUCCCCCCUGAAGGCCCGGAUCUCCGUGAACUCGACAAACAUCUCUAUCCACAAGGCGUCAAAGCGAAAGAAGCCAAGAUCCUCCUCGAGAGCGCGCGGGGAACGGAUGCUGAAGUGGCUAUUACGAAGGCGCUCGCGCUAUUUCAUUCUAGCUCGAAAUCAAACAAGCGAGCAGCAUCGAUCCCAGGAUUUCGCCGCCUGACAAUUGACCAAGCACCUCACCGAAUCGAACAAUUGCUAAAACACGACCAAUAUUCCAAACCGAUUUUUGAUUAUUUCACCAAAUACCCAAAUGGAAAACUAGGAAUUAUCGUUAGUAUUAUAUGUGCGAUGGACAUGAGUCUCAACAUCCAACAAGCCCAGUCAAGAGACAGUGGUGUGCAGGUAGAGGUUCCUAAGGAGGCAGUGGCAGCACCUGGGGGACCUCCCGUGGCUUCGGAUACGGGUGCUCGGAUAUCUACUAGCAGCACGAAGGUUUCCGAGGCCGAGGGAACCUAUGAUGGCGAGAUUGUGGUGGCAUGCGGCUACUUGCAGAUGACUCGAAAGCCUCAGUCCUUGUUAAAAGCAUUCCUCCAAUCUGGACCUAAGGUUUUCUUUCAGUCUAGGAAGACCUCCAUAGACGACAUCACCAUCACGAGCAAGGAUGAAUUCGUCCAUCCGAGAACUAUGGACGUUUCACUUCCGCCUAGUAGGCUUCCCGGCGACCACGAGGCAUAUUUGGGAGGUAACGUCGAUUUUGACGAGCAACAUGAAGCCCCUACCCAUGAGGAGACCUCCAACAAUAGCGACGAUGAUAUGAUAUUAUAUGUAUAAACAUGGUAUGAACUGUUGGUGGUAGCGCUAGAACAUUUAGGGACGGCGUUCAUUUACUCAUAUCAUCACUAGCAUUUCUGUCAUUUAUAUAUAAAUAUCUAGGUUGUUCAUAGAUACCCCUGAGGCAAAGAGGGCAAGUUAUCACGAAUGUAUUAGCAGUCCCCUAACUACUCGCAGCCCCAGCAGAUUUAGAUAUGUUUCAUAAAAAGUUGACUACACUCACUCAUUGCCGUAGUCUUCACAGCCGCUAUUCUGAGGGACGAUUGUGUAUCACGUAAUAUCCGACUCUAUGAUUCUGGUGACUUUUCCUGCUG
Annulohypoxylon truncatum is the source of this 1888-nucleotide messenger RNA. RefSeq lists its product as uncharacterized. Lineage: Eukaryota; Fungi; Ascomycota; Sordariomycetes; Xylariales; Hypoxylaceae. The record is from RefSeq and is a predicted model, not a curated record. Bases 609 to 1574 code for a protein of 321 amino acids. The transcript has a single exon.